Molecule: messenger RNA, 898 nt
Organism: Lecanosticta acicola
Lineage: Eukaryota; Fungi; Ascomycota; Dothideomycetes; Mycosphaerellales; Mycosphaerellaceae
Source: the annotation of a GenBank genome assembly
AUGUUUGGUUGUGAGUACACCGAAUCUGGUUCAGUGAGACGCAUCUGAUAUCGUUUGUAGCAAACGAGAUCUUCGCGCCAGACGAAGCAGGCCUUGAAUUUCUCUUCUCGCCUCACGGCGUUUGGUCUGGCGACUCGAUGUUCCCCCAAACCAACUGCAUACCUGAGAUUAUCGAACCCAUGCCUUUCAGCCCAUACGACACCCCGAUCACGUACAACCACGAUACAUUCAGGACUGCACAAUCUGUUCCCAGACCAAUGGAAGACUCAAGGCCCUGCGUUGUGGCAGGUCAAAAGCGGAAGAGAUCGAGCACAAGCAAAGCUCCUAGCAAGAAGCAGCCGGUAUUCCUCUCGACAGGACGUGCACUCAUUACGUUGCUUUUGAACUAAAGGUGGCAUUACAGAGAAUGGAGAAUAGCCCACGAUGUGGUCCGCGGGAAGGCUCAGGCGAUGCUCCUUGCAAUCCUCCCAGCACCAGAGCUCACUACGCCGUCGGUAAGUUAUCGAUCUUCGACGUAUCAAUCAGGCAUGACGCCCGCUAAAGCUCUUACCCUCCAGAAAAGCGAUACCGCUCAACACUGAACGAUCGAUACGCGACUCUGGCACGCCUCGUGUCCCAGCCCGAGACUCAGGAGAUCUGCAGAACGAUAUGCAAGGACUGGGAAGUGCCAUCGAAGCUCGACAGCAGUACUUGCUCCGGUAAAGACAAGGACCCGACGAAGCGCCAGAGCAAAACGACGACGCUCUCCGUGGCUAUCGAGACGAUUGCAACGCUGGAUCAAUGUUGCACACAGAAGGCCAAGGAGCUACAAUUCCUACUACAGCGACUCAAGGGCAUCGCCCAUUCGGUACCGGCUACCUCCGACGGACGUCCGGGACUCACGGAGACGCUGCGCUGA